Penicillium brevicompactum is the source of this 243-nucleotide messenger RNA. RefSeq lists its product as uncharacterized. Lineage: Eukaryota; Fungi; Ascomycota; Eurotiomycetes; Eurotiales; Aspergillaceae. The coding region runs from base 1 to 243 and encodes 80 amino acids. The transcript has a single exon. The record is from RefSeq and is a predicted model, not a curated record.
AUGUCUGCCACGUUCUUCUUAUAUUACUGCUUUUUCACCCUCUACGGACUGAUCGUGGCGGUUAGUGACGGCUUCUCUUUCGCUCGCGGUGGCACCAUCCACAUGAUUGUUGCCGCCAUGUCGGUGUUUGGUGUUGCUCGUGCAACAGCAAGUCCCAAUUACAUAACUCUGGUGAAUUACUUCGGGCAUUCAUUUUGCUUCGGGGCGUUGUUCUGUUAUUUGUUCUUGGGUAUUGGGCGCUGA